Messenger RNA from Urocitellus parryii (Arctic ground squirrel), 5711 nucleotides. It is a transcript of the gene Dstyk, whose product is annotated as dual serine/threonine and tyrosine protein kinase. Gene Ontology annotation, molecular function: ATP binding; protein kinase activity. Gene Ontology annotation, biological process: cellular response to fibroblast growth factor stimulus; protein phosphorylation; positive regulation of fibroblast growth factor receptor signaling pathway. Gene Ontology annotation, cellular component: cytoplasm. The record is from RefSeq and is a predicted model, not a curated record. Lineage: Eukaryota; Metazoa; Chordata; Mammalia; Rodentia; Sciuridae.
GGCAGUGACGGAGGCUGGCAGCCCGGAGGACUGCAGGCGGGGGCGUCAGGAGGCAGAUUCCGCCUCCCUGAAGCACUGGGGGGCGGGAAGGAGGGGGAGUGGAUCAGCGGCCGAGGACCCGGCCGAGAAGACACUGCGCUGAGGAUAUGGAGGGCGACGGGCUGCCAUGGGGCAGCGAGCCGGUCUCGGGUCCUGGCCCCGGAGGCGGCGGAAUGAUCCGCGAGCUGUGCCGGGGCUUCGGUCGCUACCGCCGCUACCUGGGACGGCUGAGGCAGAACCUGCGCGAAACCCAGAAGUUCUUCCGCGACAUCMAGAGCUCCCACAACCACAGUUGCCCCUCCUCCCCCACCGGCGGCGGUGGGGCCGAGCCUGGCCCUGCCGACGAUGUCGCCGAAACCGGGCUGCAGGCCGGUCAGCUGAGCUGCAUUUCCUUCCCACCUAAGGAAGAGGAGUACCUCCAGCAGAUUGUGGACUGCCUCCCCUGCAUAUUAAUCCUUGGCCAGGAUUGUAAUGUCAAGUGUCAGUUGUUGAACCUGCUUUUGGGGGUACAGGUGCUUCCCACCACUAAGCUGGGCAGUGAAGAGAGCUGUAAGCUCCGGCGCCUUCGCUUCACCUAUGGGACUCAGACCCGGGUCACCCUGGCACUCCCUGGACAGUAUGAAUUAGUGCACACGCUCACCGCUCACCAGGGCAACUGGGAGACCAUCCCUGAAGAAGACUUGGAGGUUCAAGAGGACAGUGAGGAUGCUGCUCAUGUUUUAGCUGAAUUGGAGGUGACGAUGCACCAUGCCCUCUUACAGGAGGUGGACAUUGUGGUGGCACCAUGCCAAGGCCUCCGGCCCACAGUGGAUGUUCUGGGUGACUUGGUGAAUGAUUUUUUACCUGUGAUAAUGUAUGCACUCCACAAAGAUGAGCUCUCUGAGAGGGAGGAGCAGCAGCUUCAGGAAAUCCGAAAGUAUUUCUCCUUUCCCGUAUUCUUUUUCAAAGUGCCAAAGCUGGAGAUAAUAGACUCCUCCAUCAGGAGAAUGGAGAGUGAAAGAUCACCGCUAUAUCGCCAACUAAUUGACCUGGGCUAUCUAAGCAGCAGUCACUGGAACUGUGGGGCCCCCAGCCAGGACACUAAACCUCAGAGCAUGUUGGURGAGCACAGUGAGAAGCUGAGACACCUGAGCACGUUUUCUCACCAGCUGCUACAGACCCGCCUGGUGGAAGCGGCCAAGGCCUUGAACUCCGUGCACUGCCACUGCCUGGACAUCUUCAUCAACCAGGCCUUUGACAUGCAGCGGGACCUGCAAAUUACUCCCAAACGUCUGGAAUAUACUCGAAAGAAGGAAAAUGAGUUGUAUGAAUCAUUGAUGAAUAUUGCCAACCGAAAGCAGGAGGAAAUGAAGGACAUGAUUGUCGAGACACUGAACUCCAUGAAGGAGGAGCUUCUGGAUGAUGCUGCCAACAUGGAGUUUAAAGAUGUUAUCGUCCCAGAGAAUGGAGAACCAGUGGGCACCAGAGAGAUCAAAUGCUGCAUUCGACAAAUCCAGGAACUCAUCAUCUCCCGGCUUAAUCAGGCAGUGGCUAACAAGCUAAUCAGCUCCGUAGAUUACCUACGUGAGAGCUUUGUUGGAACUCUGGAACGGUGUCUGCAGAGCCUGGAGAAGUCACAGGAUGUUUCCAUUCAUAUCACCAGUAAUUAUCUCAAACAGAUCUUAAAUGCUGCCUAUCAUGUUGAAGUCACGUUUCACUCAGGGUCCUCGGUUACAAGGAUGCUGUGGGAGCAAAUCAAGCAGAUCAUCCAGCGUAUCACCUGGGUGAGCCCACCUGCCAUCACUCUAGAAUGGAAGAGGAAGGUGGCCCAGGAAGCCAUUGAGAGCCUCAGUGCCUCCAAGUUGGCCAAGAGCAUUUGCAGCCAAUUCCGGACUCGGCUCAAUAGUUCUCAUGAGGCUUUUGCAGCCUCCUUACGGCAGCUGGAAGCUGGCCACUCAGGCCGGCUGGAGAAAACUGAAGAUCUGUGGCUGAAGGUUCGGAAAGACCAUGCCCCACGCCUGGCCCGCCUUUCUCUGGAGAGCCGUUCUUUACAGGACGUCUUACUGCAUCGUAAACCUAAACUGGGACAGGAACUGGGCCGGGGCCAGUAUGGUGUGGUAUACCUUUGUGACAACUGGGGAGGACACUUCCCUUGUGCCCUUAAAUCGGUCGUCCCUCCAGAUGAGAAGCACUGGAAUGAUCUGGCUUUGGAGUUUCACUACAUGAGAUCUCUGCCGAAGCAUGAGCGAUUGGUGGAUCUCCAUGGUUCAGUCAUCGACUACAACUAUGGAGGUGGCUCCAGCAUUGCUGUGCUGCUCAUUAUGGAGCGACUACACCGGGACCUCUACACAGGGCUGAAGGCUGGACUGGCCCUGGAGACACGUUUGCAGAUAGCAYUAGAUGUGGUGGAGGGAAUCCGCUUCCUGCAUGGCCAGGGACUCGUCCAUCGUGAUAUCAAACUGAAAAAUGUACUGCUGGACAAGCAGAAUCGUGCCAAGAUCACUGAUUUAGGAUUCUGCAAGCCAGAGGCCAUGAUGUCAGGCAGCAUUGUGGGGACACCCAUCCAUAUGGCCCCAGAACUUUUCACAGGAAAGUAUGAUAAUUCCGUGGAUGUGUACGCUUUUGGGAUUCUCUUCUGGUAUAUCUGCUCAGGCUCCGUCAAGCUCCCUGAGGCAUUUGAGAGGUGUGCUAGCAAAGACCAUCUCUGGAACAAUGUGCGGAAAGGGGCCCGCCCAGAACGUCUCCCUGUGUUUGAUGAGGAGUGCUGGCAGUUGAUGGAAGCCUGUUGGGAUGGUGACCCCUCUAAAAGGCCUCUUUUGGGCAUUGUCCAGCCCAUGCUCCGGGGCAUCAUGGAUCGACUGUGCAAGUCAAAUUCUGAGCGGCUGAACAGAGGACUUGAUGACUCUACUUGAAAGCAAAGACCUUUCUCCUCCAUUCUUUGUUUCUUUUUUCCCCCCCUCACCUUUUGGGCAUGGGGAGAAUUUGACUUUUUUUUUUCAUUAUAGGGAGCUCCUGAGAGACUGGUGCUUGCUGGUCAACUUAAGGCCUUCCUAGGCAGAGGUGGCUCCUGGACAGUGGAGAGUUGGAUGACUGAGCAUUCUGGGCGGGUCAUGGAUGCCCCAUCCUAUCCCUUUGUCAAAAAAGAUUGUCUAAGAUGUAUAAAAGCUGAGGAAUGUAAUGUUCUGGCCUCAGAACUAAAGGAGGCAAUUGUUACCAUUGUCUAUUCACUGUAUUAUGUUUCGAAGACAAUAAGUGGGACACUGCAGUGGCAAUAGUACUGAAAAUGUAUUAUUUUCAUGAUUUCAGCACUAGCUAGGAAUAGUUUGAUUCUACCCAAUGGUAAGGACCACUUAGAAAAUUUCAGUUUAGGUCAAGAUUGUGUUAACAUAGGGACACAUGACAAAACUUGUGGAUACCUGGAUCCUGCUAUCUGUAACCAGGAAUUUCAGGUUGUAAUGGUCAGAAACCCCAGUAAGGGAGCUAGAAACAAACCUAUAUUUUCCUCACAGUGCCAGUGUGUUUACAUGUAUAGGGCUACACAUCCCUGAUUCCUGGGAGGUUUCACUAUUACAAUACUAAGAGACCAAAAAAGAAAGAAAAGAAAAAAGUGUGCAUAUGUCUGUAUAUACAUAAGCUAUUGGAUUUUGAGUUACUGCUAACUCCAGAACAGAAUCUGUUCUUCUACCCUUGGGUCUUCCUCCCAUGCCUCUCCCUUCUUUUGAUCUUAAGGUGGGAAAGCUCCAGAUUACAUGGUACUUAGGAUUCAGUGAACAGAACUGACUUAAAGUGAGGCUGUGGGUAAGACCUGAGAGGGGCAACGAGGGGAGGCCACGGCCUGCAUACAGCCUGUUUGAAAUGUGCAUACCAGCUUAUUUUCAAAACUUUAAUCAGAAACUCUUUGGGGGGUUGAAUCUAACACACUAAUAUUUUUAAAGCUUGACCAGUGGUUAAAAGGCCAAGGUUUCUUCUGUCCUUUCUUUACCUUAUUUUAGAUAUGAUCUGUUAGAAGAAAAAAGGAACCAGAUGAAAGAGAAGAAUAGCUCUGUGGUAGCUCAGUGUGUUGGUGGCUGGAAGCUCUGCUCCCUUCUGAGUGGUCUUUGGUGGUGUUCUUAUGAAGUACACAUAGAGACAGAGAUGGACAACUCCAGUCAGAGGAAAGGGGAACAACUUGACACUGGUGCAUCUCAGGUCUUGACUUCAAGCCUUCUACCAACAAACUGUUCCAUUAGAUUUAGAAAUACAAGUAGAUGAAGAAAUUGUGGAGGUGAAUAGCCUCCAUCCAUCUGUCCAGUCUCAAGAACUCUGGUCUGGCCCUUUGUGUUCAUCUCCAAAGUGUGUGAAUCAGGUUCCCAGUAGGAUUGGAGCUGUAGCUCAGUGAGUGGCAGAGCGCUUGUCUAGCAUGGGCACUGGGUUCCAUCCUCAGCACCACAUAAAAAUAAACAAAGACRUUCUGUACAUUCAAAAAAAACUAAAAAGAUGAAUGUUACAUUAGCUGCUGGGAUUUUCUAGGUUUGUCUAUAACCGAAUGACCAUCCCUUACAUAUUUACGGAGUAUAAGUGGAGUCUAAAACAUUUUUAUGUAACUUUUAUUAAAGCUCGAUUUUAACUCUGGUUAUGAUGCAGUUGAGCACAAUAACCCUUAAGCACUGCAUCCCUUCAAAACUUAUGUCAUACUACAGACCUUUUUAUUUGCAAAUGAUAAAGGGGACCCAUUGUCUUUGGGUUUGCUGGUUCUGGCCUUGUUCUGGUAGAAUGUUCAGUUUAUCUCAGAACCUGAACACCUGUUUAGCUAUAUACUUCAAGUCACUAUUCUCAGCAUGAAUUUGUUGCCUUCUGGGAACUAUGAUGGGACUUACAGGAAGCCAGGUGUCAAGUUAAAGGAGAAGCAAGUAGUCUCUACAUGGGUGAAAAUCAUUAUAAUCUGUACUGUAUGAAAUUUCAAAGAAGUCUUAUAUAGUUAGUUCCUSUUGUCAGRUCUUUGUCUUCUAAACCUCAAGUAAUCAGAAGUCUGUACUUCCAUUGUGGAGACUACAUUCCUCACAUUCUUGCAGAGUCUUAGCUCAUACUCCAGUCACACAUGGGAGGUCAGAUUUUCCUACCCGAGUUCCUUUUCAUUUUAUCCCUGUGGCUUAGUCUGCUCUGAUACCAGUUUUCUAGCAAGUUCUCUACAUUUUUUUUCCCAGUGGGAGGGAGGAAGGGAGAAACUAAUGCUAAGUCAGGAGUUGUUUUACAGUUAAUUUUUAAAAAGUAUUCUGAGAAAUGGUGCAAGAUACUCCUGAAAGUCCCCAGGCUAGCCAAAGUCCACAUGGAUAUUUGGGGGCGUUAUUUAAACACUCAGCAGGCUGAGUGCAGGAAUAUAUGUGUAUGAUGUGUGUAUAUUUUACUUUUGGUUUAUAAAUUUGUUAGCCGAUUUUGAAUUCUUAGCUCGUUGGCACCCAUUAUUAUUAUUAAUGUGAUGGUAUGCCAUGAAAUGUACUGUAUUGUAUAUUACUUGGGAGGACACUAGGCAUUCAGAGAAGUGUGCAGCACUUAAAUGAUACAGGGCUUAGUAUGGCUGAAGAUUUUACCUCCCAGCUUCAGUUAGUUGUGUUCCCAAGUGGUAAGGUGAGAUUGUGACUUAGGGAGGAAGAAGAGUGGCAUGAAGAAUUAUCCUCACUGUGUUCAGUCCUUCUAAAGAAUUGAAUGAGGGCAGU